AAGUCUUAUUCCAUAACCAGACUUGAACCGAUAAACUUGUUAUAUAUCCCAAAAAUACCAAUAGGAAGAUAAAAAAAAAUAACAAAUACUUUUCGCCUUAGUAAGAUGACGGCCAAAAGAACAACGUUCGACAAGAUGAACCUGGGGCUGCCCGUUCACUCGGAUCCCUAUGAAGGGGAAACUGACGCGGGCUCUUCGUUCGAGAAGGAAAACAGCCAGAAAGUUAUGUCUCAUAGGGAACUGAGAGAGAAACUAUAUAAGGAGGUAAAGCUCACAAUGCCAGACUUUUUCGCACGUAAUCCCUCCUGCAGCUCGGACGAAUCUGAAGACUUCGAAUUCCCGGAGACUAUAGGAGAACGGGCCAGACGCAUAUCCUUCGUCCGACGCCGAAAACUGCACUACAAUGAGUUCUCAACGGUGGAGCUGGCCAGGCGUCUGAUCCGCGAGGAGUUCACCCAGUCAUCGGACAGUCUACCCAGCGUGGAUAACGACUAUAUCUCCGAAAUCGCCGAAGAGGAGUGUGCUCCCUGCGACGACGACUCCGAUGACUUGAUUCCGUAUCUCCAAUACGAUCGACCUACAGACCAAUCGAUGUUUUCCGACGAUAGUCUGCCAAAGGAAGAUCCCGAACCAGGAUUCCAUCCCACCCAUCAUUGCUUUCAUAAGCUAAUGAGCCAGACCCCUGAUCCGCCAAUAGUGUACGUUCCCGUGGAACCAGAAACGCGACAGGAACCCCAACCAGAACCUCAACCGGAACCACGACUGGAACCAGUACCGGAAGUGGAAGCAGUACCAUCACCUCCACCACCUCCACCACCUGCUCCGGAAGUCACUGAAGGAACAGCUCUGGAAGAAGAAAAACACACUCGGGUCAUCGAUCGAGGCGAAAAUAUUGAUCUCAGGAUUGUAAAUGCCGUACCGAAACACAUUAGUUCGGGUGUGAAGAAACCAAGUGGUCCAAAAACACGGAAUUUAUAAACUAGUACUGGUUGCGCAAUAGGUUAUGGGAUCCCGCUUAAAUGGAUUUCUAUUUAACUGCAAAUACCAACCUCAUUGUGUGUUGCGUCGAUUAGUGUUGCCUAAAAUGUAGAACAAUGUUUUCAAAUGUUUCGUUAGCUGGAAAUAACAAUCCAAAUCGUAUAGCCA
Drosophila yakuba is the source of this 1146-nucleotide messenger RNA. Its product is annotated as fibronectin-binding protein A. Gene Ontology annotation, molecular function: protein phosphatase inhibitor activity. Gene Ontology annotation, biological process: regulation of signal transduction. The record is from RefSeq and is a predicted model, not a curated record. The coding region runs from base 106 to 978 and encodes 290 amino acids. The transcript has a single exon. NCBI's taxonomy places the organism in Eukaryota, Metazoa, Arthropoda, Insecta, Diptera, Drosophilidae.